UGUUGAUUGCCGCGCUCGCCCCGGCCACGGCGCCGCCCUGCUCUACCUCUACCUCGGGGCAGACGGACUGACGGCCAGCACCGCCGGCUCCAGGAUGGGUGCGCUGACUGCAGUAUUCUGAAGUCUCAGGAAGCUGGUGCAGUUAAAUGUUCAUGGCCCAUGAGAAAGGCGUGUAGGAAACCAUGGCACUACCCUUUCAAAAAGACCUGGAGAAAUACAAGAACAUUGAUGAAGAUGAGCUUCUUGGCAAACUCUCAGAAGACGAACUGAAACAGUUGGAAAAUGUUCUUGAUGACCUAGAUCCCGAGAGCGCACUGCUGCCAGCUGGAUUUCGACAGAAAGACCAGACACAGAAAGCAGCCACCGGCCCGUUUGACCGCGAGCACCUCCUCAUGUACCUGGAGAAGGAGGCUUUAGAACAGAAAGACAGGGAAGACUUUGUGCCCUUCACUGGAGAAAAGAAAGGGAGAGUCUUUAUCCCCAAAGAAAAGCCCAUAGAAACUCGUAAAGAAGAAAAAGUGACCCUUGACCCGGAACUGGAAGAAGCUUUGGCCAGCGCCUCCGACACUGAACUCUACGAUCUUGCAGCUGUUCUUGGAGUACACAAUUUGCUCAACAAUCCCAAGUUUGAUGAAGAAACAGCCAGCACGAAAGGCGGCAAAGGGCCUGUGAGAAAUGUGGUCAAAGGUGAGAAGGUCAAGCCAGUAUUUGAGGAACCACCCAAUCCCACAAAUGUGGAAGUAAGUCUGCAGCAGAUGAAAGCCAAUGACCCCAUCCUGCAAGAGGUCAACCUCAACAACAUUAAGAACAUUCCAAUUCCAACCCUGAAGGAAUUUGCAAAGGCUCUGGAGACCAAUACUCACGUGAAGAAGUUCAGCCUGGCCGCAACUCGCAGCAAUGACCCUGUGGCGAUUGCUUUUGCAGAUAUGCUAAAAGUAAACAAGACCUUGAAAAGUCUAAACAUAGAAUCCAAUUUUAUCACUGGUACUGGGAUCCUGGCCCUUGUAGAGGCACUCAAAGAAAAUGACACCUUGACAGAGAUCAAGAUCGACAACCAGAGACAGCAGUUGGGAACAGCCGUAGAGAUGGAAAUUGCCCAGAUGCUCGAGGAGAAUUCAAGGAUCCUCAAGUUUGGAUAUCAGUUUACCAAGCAAGGACCACGAACAAGAGUGGCAGCUGCCAUCACAAAGAAUAAUGACCUGGUUCGUAAAAAGCGAGUUGAAGGAGACCGAAGAUAAACUUCCAUAAGAAGAGAAAGUUUCACUAUGGUGGC
Molecule: messenger RNA, 1273 nt
Organism: Eubalaena glacialis (North Atlantic right whale)
Lineage: Eukaryota; Metazoa; Chordata; Mammalia; Artiodactyla; Balaenidae
Gene: TMOD2
Product: tropomodulin 2
Exons: 10
Coding region: 183-1238 (351 amino acids)
Biological process (GO): pointed-end actin filament capping; myofibril assembly; muscle contraction
Cellular component (GO): myofibril; striated muscle thin filament
Molecular function (GO): tropomyosin binding
Source: RefSeq, a predicted model, not a curated record